Cydia splendana is the source of this 1215-nucleotide messenger RNA. Its product is annotated as alpha-(1,3)-fucosyltransferase C-like. The record is from RefSeq and is a predicted model, not a curated record. Gene Ontology annotation, molecular function: fucosyltransferase activity. Bases 1 to 1215 code for a protein of 404 amino acids. The transcript is spliced from 2 exons. Lineage: Eukaryota; Metazoa; Arthropoda; Insecta; Lepidoptera; Tortricidae. Gene Ontology annotation, cellular component: membrane.
AUGGCGGUAGCAACGUACUGUUUUAAAGCCAUCAAACGUAUAGGCUUAUUUAUGGUAAUAGUUCUUGUAACUACCCUCGCUCUGUUCUUAAUAGAUCAAGAGGAAGAAGAUGACUUUUAUGAAGUAACAACAAAGGGAAAAACAGAAAUGUAUAAGAGGACAAACUAUAAUACAAAAUAUAUACUUCUGUGGACGGAUUCAAGAGCAUCGCCUUUUAACUACUUAGGUCGCGGUUCGUAUACAUUUAGAGAGAAAUCCUGCAAAUAUACGAACUGCUUCGUGACUGGAAAUAGACAGGAGUUGGGAGAUAUAUCUUUGUUCGAUGUAGUUUUAUUCAACGGACCUCAAUUAACAAAAAUCUUGAAAAUGGAUGAUUUACCAAACAGUCGUUCUCCGAGUCAAAAAUACGUAUAUGCUAAUAUAGAAUCCGCGCAGAAUUAUCCGUUAUGUAACUUCAAUGGAUUUUUCAACUUGACUUGGACUUAUAGAUUAGACUCGGACAUCAACUGGGGUUAUUUUGUCGUUAAGAACAAGACUGGACAUGUGGUGGCACCAAAAAUGGAUGCCACUUGGGAGAAAUUGGAAAAUAUGGAGGGUGUUAGCAAAAAAUUUAAAAAAACAUUGAGAAAUAAGACGAAAGCGGUAGCGUGGUUCGCGACGAACUGUCAUACGAAGAGCCGUAGAGAAUAUAUUGUGGAGGAAGUAAGAAACUAUUUAAAGAAUUACAGUUUGAGUGUAGAUAUAUAUGGCGUAUGUGGGACCUUGCAGUGCCCCUCUUUUAUAAACGAGAGAUGUCUGCGUUUAUUGGAGGAAGAGUAUUACUUUUAUUUCGCUUUCGAGAAAUCAUUUAGCAAAGAUUACGUGACGGAAAAAGUGUUGACCGCUUAUAAACAUAAUACGGUGCCUGUCGUGUAUGGAGGAGCGGAUUACUCGAGGUUUCUUCCGCCGGGCUCGUACCUCAACGCGCGCGAGCUAGGCCCAGCCAAGCUAGCCGAGACCAUCGCCUACCUGGUAAAGCACCCAGAGGAAUACUACUCAUACUUCAGAUGGCAGAAUCACUACAGCUUCGAGUCCCGACACUCGAACCCGGAGACGGAUGACUACUGUAAAUUCUGUGCGGUGUUGAAUGAGAAUGAGUACCAACAUUACGCCGCGCACGGCGACUUGAAACAAUGGUGGAACGGGAACUACAGUUGUGAUCAGACGAAACAUUAA